Messenger RNA from Olea europaea var. sylvestris, 1099 nucleotides. RefSeq lists its product as uncharacterized. The record is from RefSeq and is a predicted model, not a curated record. The coding region runs from base 109 to 1083 and encodes 324 amino acids. The transcript has 9 exons. Lineage: Eukaryota; Viridiplantae; Streptophyta; Magnoliopsida; Lamiales; Oleaceae.
AUGCUUCCCUUUCUCGAGUAGGCAACUGCUGCAUUUUCCGUUGCAAAACAAUAUCCCAGAAACUGACCCAAUAGAGAGAAACAAGUGGCAAAACGGAAGCCGAAGGAUAUGAAGCUAGGCGGUGGAGUGGUGUUCGGAGUCCCACGCGCCACCACUUUUCCGACGGUUCUCUUUAGGCGCUGCAAACCUACUUUCAGAUGCUACUUUUCUUCUCCUGACCACGUGUCGUUUAUCAAAGAUGUGGCUGUUACUCAACCUCCGGAGCAUUUGAAUCAUCUAUUGAAAAUGCUUCAGGUCAGAGGUGAACAAAUAAUUUCGCCUGGGGCUAAGCAAGGGCUGCUUCCUCUUGCCAUUCCUCUAUCCAAAAAUAAUUCAGGUUCUGUAACUGCGUUAUUACGAUGGCCAACUGCUCCUGCUGGGAUGGAAAUGCCAGUGGUGGAGGUUCACAAGUAUGGAGUGUGGCUUUUGGCUAAGACUGUAGAUCAAUAUAUUCACAGAAUCUUGGUGGAAGAAGACAUCAAGGGUUCCCAGGAAAAGAAUGAGGAGUUAUUUUUUGCUUCAGCUGAUGCUGGAGAGAAGCUAUAUAAGAAGGGUGAUUUUGCUGCAUCUCAGAUUUCGAGUACAGACAUCUAUCUUCUGAAAAAGGUUGGCUUGUUUCCAGAUAUUCUAGAACGUAAAGUUGAGCAGCAUUUUGAUAAAGGGGACCAGGUUUCAGCUUUGAUAACUGGGGAAUUCUAUACAAAAAAGGAGCAUUUUCCAGGAUUUGGUCGCCCUUUUGUCUUCAAUGCCAAAGUUCUACUGAAGUUUGUAGUCCUAACUUUAGUUGGUAUUGGUAUAGUGUUAUACCAUGUUCACCGCAUAAUAAACAUUUUUGUCUUUUGUAGAGUUGGACGAAAUACAGAAGCAAAAGAUUCUGCAAGGGUGGCUUUGAAAUCACCAUGGUGGACUUUAGGAUGUGAAUAUCAGGAAGCUGCUGACUUGGCUCAAUGGGAGGACGAACAAAUUGAGUACAUUAAAGAGAAGGUGACUGAGGAGGGAAGGCAAGAAGAUCUAAAGAAAGGAAAGGAACCUGCUCAGGUUUGACCAUAAAUAUAUGCGC